AUGUUCUCUUGCGGGGCGAGGACGGCGCCUUACGAGCUGACAGCGGGCGCUGGCGCGGGCGGCGGGUGUAAUGGUGCGCUGUUGGCGGCGCACGUGCCUGCCCAGCCGCCCGCGCCGAUGCCUCACCCGACGCAACUCCUCAACGGAAUGCGCAAGAGGAAGACCCACCACCUCUCGGAGAGCUACGAGAUGCCGAGCCGCGAAACUUCCAUGGUCGCAUCGUCGACAUCGUCUAUCGCAGUGUCUGACAGCACCAGUAGAAAGCGAAAAUCGUCAUCAUUUGGCAAUAGCAGCACUUUUGACGACGAUGGCACAGAAGUAUCCCGAUCAACACGCACCCUGCCUGAUAAGAAACAGAAUCACAGCGAGAUCGAGAAACGCCGCCGCGACAAGAUGAACACAUAUAUAUCGGAGCUGAGCUCGAUGAUACCCAUGUGCGGGGCUAUGUCUCGCAAGCUGGACAAGCUGACUGUGCUGAGAAUGGCGGUGCAGCACCUGCGCUCGGUGCGCGGCGCCCUCUCCGCUGGCCCGUUGACCGCUCGGCCCCGACCCUCGUUCCUAUCCGAGAGCGAGAUGAACUCUCUAGUGCUGCACGCGGCCCACGACACCUUCUUAAUGGUGCUGGGCUGCGACCGCGGGAGGCUCCUCUACGUCUCGACGUCAGUCAGUCGAAAGUUGAACUACGACCAGUCGGAACUUUUGGGCCAGAGUUUAUUCGACAUACUGCAUCCCAAAGAUGUGGCGAAGGUUAAGGAGCAGCUAUCUGCCGCCGACCUCAAUCCGCGCGAGCGUCUCAUCGACGCGAAAACGAUGCUACCGGUGAAGGCCGACGUGGUGACGGGCGCGUCCCGGCUCUGCCCGGGCGCCAGGCGCUCCUUCUUCUGCCGCAUCAAGUGCCGCCCCAACGGCACCGUGGGCACUCUCAUCAAGGAGGAGGCGUGCAACGGCACCAAGAUCAGGAGGAAGCAGAACGAGCGGAAGUACUGCGUGGUGCAGUGCACAGGAUACCUUAAGUCCUGGGCGUCAGCCGAGAUGGAGGCCUCCGGAGCCAGUCCCGGUGAUGACGCGGGCGAGGAGGCGGAGCCGGGCAGCCUGUCUUGUCUCGUGGCGGUGGGCCGAGUGCUCAGUGACCUGUCGCCACUGCACAACCAGCUGGUGCCCACGCCAACGAUGCAACCGGCGCGGCCACUGCAAUACGUUUCCCGUCACACCACCGACGGGAAAUUCCUGUUCGUCGACCAGAGAGUGACCCUCGCCUUGGGCUUUCUACCGCAAGAGCUGUUGGGCACCAGCCUGUACGAGUACGUGAGCGCCCCCGAGCUGAGUAUGGUGGCGCGCACACACAAGACGGCCUUGCUGCAACGCGACGCCAUGCACACGUCGCCCUAUUACUUCCGCCGGAAGGACGGCACCAUGGCGAAGAUCACGACCCACUUCAAGCCGUUCAGGAACCCGUGGUCGAAGGAGGUCGAAUGCCUGGUCGCCAACAAUACCGAGGUGGUGGAAACUUUCGCCACCCUCGAGCCAGAUCCGCUCUCGCCAUACGAUAUAUUCAAGCAGAGCGCGGACUCGCUAGUGGACGCGUUCGACUGUGACAUAGCUGGUGCGCUUUCAGAGGGCGACGCAGAAAUGCAACGGCUCAUCGAUUCGCAGCUAGAGUCCCACAAGAUAGGUAACGCGAUCGCGGAGGACGCGCUGCGCGACUCCUCCUCGGAAUUCUCCCCGGAGCUGCCCGCCGACCUGCUGCACGACGAGCUCUUCGACCAGCAGCCGGUGCACGGCGACAACGUGCUCGGCGCGCAAAUGGCGCACAACUACAUGCAGAUCCGCAACAACGUGACGCUCGCCGCGGCCGGCGGCGCGAACUCGCCGCCGCCCACCGGGCCCGUGAACGGGCUGAGGGCGCACGGCACCCCGCCGCCCGCCUCGCCGCCCGCCGCCUCGCUGGGGCUGGACGGGAACGGCGAGGCCGCGAUGGCGGUGAUCAUGAGCCUGCUGGAGGCGGACGCGGGCCUGGGCGGGCCGGUCAACUUCUCCGGCCUCCCGUGGCCCCUGCCC
Messenger RNA from Iphiclides podalirius (scarce swallowtail), 2058 nucleotides. The record is from the annotation of a GenBank genome assembly. Lineage: Eukaryota; Metazoa; Arthropoda; Insecta; Lepidoptera; Papilionidae.